CCUGCUGAUAAAGCCCCAAUGCCUGUUUCAGUUUGGAAAUGGAACAGAAUAAAACAGUGGUUUCAAAAUGAAGAAAGCUUCUCCCGGUUUCCUUUACAGGCCUUCAGCACAAAAACAGAAGACGACGGCGAGCAGUGACAGUGGACAGAUUAAGGCGGACGUCUCUUCAGCUGAAGGGGAGGCUGCACAGCAGGAAGGAGCCAUGGAGCCACCAGAGGACAAGGAGGGCCGUACCUUUGUAGAGGUGAUCAGUGAAAAGUAUAGCCCAGAGAACUUCCCGUACCGCAGAGGGCCUGGUAUGGGUGUGGUGGUGGUGUCCACUGGAGGUCCUCAAGGUUCCCCAAUGAAAGACCGUUUGAACCUGCCCAGCGUGCUGGUGUUGAAUAGCUGUGGGAUCAGCAGGUCAGGAGACCAGGCUGAGAUCGCCGCCUUCUGUGCUCAUGUCAUGGAGCUGGAUCUGUCUCACAACAAGCUGCAGGACUGGCAUGAGAUCAGUAAAAUUGUAUCUAACAUUCCCAAUCUGGAGUUCCUCAACCUGAGCUCCAACCCCCUGGCAGGAAUGACCCUUGAGCCACGGUGGGCUGAAGCCUUCUCCAGUGUCCGACGCCUCGUCCUCAACAACACUCAGGUGUCCUGGGACACCGUGAUACUGCUCACUCGGGAGAUACCGGAGUUGGAGGAGCUGUUCCUGUGCCAUAAUGAGUACAGUAGCGUGAGUCCCUCCAGUGUGGCCUGCCCCACCCUGCGCCUGCUUCAUAUCACCGACAAUAGCCUCAAGGAGUGGGCCGAGGUCCGCAAGUUUGGCACCAUGUUUCCCUGCCUGGACACUCUGGUUAUGGCAAACAACAACUUGUCCUCCAUUCAGGACAGCAAGGAUAUCCUGCAAAGGCUGUUCCCCAGAUUACGCAGCAUCAACCUGCACAACUCAGGUCUAAACCAAUGGGAAGACAUAGAGAAGCUGAAUUUCUUCCCCAAGUUGGAGGAGGUCCGCCUGCAGGGUAUUCCCUUACUGCAGGCCUACACCAACGCAGAGCGACGUAGCCUCAUGAUAGCACAGCUUCCCUCGAUAUCACUGCUAAAUGGCAGUGUUGUAACUGACAGUGAGAGAGAAGACGCAGAGAGAUUCUUCAUACGAUACUACUUAGACUACCCUGAAGAGGAGCUGCCUUAUAGAUACCAUUCCCUUGUCAACAAGUAUGGCAAGCUUGAACCACUUGCUGAGAUUGACCUCCGACCUCGCUGCCGUGCCCAGGUGGAGGUUCACUGUGAGGAAAAAGUAGAACAGUUAUACUGGACGUUGCGGUCCAUUGUGAAUCACUUUAGUAAAUCAUGUCUGAGUACUUUGCCCUUAAUACUCAAACACUACAUUUAGAAGUAGAUGGACUUAGUAAAAGAUUUUCUUAAGACUGAGUUUACCAUAAAACCAGUACUCUAAGGAAGUUUUAAUAUUACUAUAAGCACCAGUUUAUCUAACAUAUCAUGGAAUACCAAUUUUGUUAUGAUAACAUCUUCAGUGAUUACAAAAUAAAAUAUUGCUGUGAAGGCACAUGGAGUUCAAUUAUUUUACUCAGGGAUACUUAAACCUAUCAAUGAUUUGAUCAGUACGAAUAUAUAGUGUACACUCAAGGUGUGUUCAAGCCCACAAAGCCUUAAACAAUACACAUUUACAUUUCAUGGCAGAUGCUAAAUUUCCCAAAGAUAGCACAUAUAUCAGACACAAUUUUGGUAAAAUAUCUAUUAAAGUAUGCUCAGGUCAUACUUUCAUUUCUAGGGUCUUGGAUUUUUUUUAAUCCCAACAGUUAAUUUGUGCAAAAAUUAAAUAAAUAAAACAAAAUAAAUAAAUAAAACAAAAUAAAUAAAUAAAAAUUAAAUAAAUAAAAAUUAAAACAGCGCAAAUUAAUCCCAACAGUUAAUUUGCGCUUUAAAGCUGCUCCAAUCAGUUUUAUCUUAACAAUAAAUCAUGUAUGUAAUGUAAAGGGAGUUGCUUGUAGUAACAAACCAUCAGAGAUCAUUUUUACUUGCCUGUGCAGCUCAUUCUUCUAGUUUACUGUGUGCAGCUUCAGUGUUUAGGUUCAUUCUCACUGCUGUCACUGUCCUUAUCUUCAGCUCAAACUAGAAACUCUAUUAAAACAACUUUUAAAUACUGGCCCAGCAUUAAUACACAGUCAGUUACUGAUUAGGUGUUAGUAUACUCGAGUAUUUAGAAACUAUAGAACCAGUUUUUUUUUUUCUCUUCUCAAGGGGUCAGUCUCACAGAGAUGGCUCUAACUCGGCUAAAUCACAGUCAUAGCUUUUGCUGAACACAUAUCCUGGUCCAGAGCAGGUUAUGUUCACUGAUUCAUUUAUUUACAGUAUGCUUAAAUGUGAUAUAGAUUCUGUGAUAAAGGAAUACGCUUUAUAUAUCCAACUUGUUAAGCCAUAUCUUACUAAAACCACUGACUGAAGCCCACCUGUAAAGUUACAGCAGUGCAAACUGAGCAUCUCCUUCUCACUGGAAUGUGCUUGAUCCUAAUGCUAAAUAAUUAAUCCUAAAUCUACAGGCUUGGAUUGCCAUUAGAGCUCAGAUGUGAAAACUGACCAGUUACAUCUGUAGGGUCGAUUAUUGCCAGUAAUUUUAAAUCAUUAAAAUAAAUUUUGCUUUUAUCUGGUGAUAAUCUAUAGCAGUUUUUUUUUAGGCUAUGGGAGAGUGUCAGAACACAGAGAGGACUUUAAUGUGUAUCAGAGGUUUCAGAGCUCUCUCGUGCAGCUGUCAUGUCACAGAUAAACAGCAGCAGGGAGAGCGCACAGAGUGGUAAAAUGAAUAUAUCCUGAUAAUAUUUUUCUUUCCACUUGGUGUGCUUUUAAAGAUCAAAUCACAGGAUUAAUUAAAAAACAGUGGAAUAGACAAAAAUGAUAAUUCUUAAAAUUAUUUUGUCAUAAUUAUGCUCUGCAAGCAUACUCUUGGGGCUGAUCUAUGCUUCAGCUUGUGGGGCCUACAAUGUAACCUUCCCUGCAGUUUUUAUAUUUAUCAGUGAGAGAAUAAGUUGCUUCUGCAUCGGGUCUUUGCGGAGCCUACGUAUGUGACAGGAAAUCAUCUCUGAACCCUACAACGUAACCUGACGUGCACCUCUCCAGAAAUGUAACUACACAUCAGGUCAAUGCAGCGCACGAGUAUUGUGAUUACCGCUUAAGGUUCAGAGGGGUUUCUGGUUACAUAAGUCAGCCCUGCAAUAAUUCAGGCCUAACAAUCAUUGUAUCAGUAAAAGGAAAAAUAACCACAGCAUCAAUAUAAGGAUUAGAUUGAUAAGGUCAGCAAAUUCCUAGAGGGAGAUUGCUGAAACUAUCAAAAUGGACAUGAGGGAAUGAACGAAGAAGUGGAAAAACUAGAGGGACAGAUACGUUUGCACCUGAAAAAAAGCUGACUGCAGCAAAGAGCGAGGACCCAUCAGAGGAAAAGUUCCAGCAUUUUAUUUGUUUUUAUCAGCCGGCACCGCAUAUAAAACACUGGGCCACAACCACACAGUAAUUAACACGUAAAUUAACACAGAUUUGCUACAUGGUGGUGUCUGUACCAUCCACAACACGACCACCUCUUCAACCACCUGAAGUUCAAACACUGCAGCCCUGCCAGUAUAACCAGUAUUUGCUGUGUCGGCCUGAAUAAUCCUGAUUUAGCCUGAAGCUGAACAUGUUUCCUGUUUGCUGGGGGCUGUAAUGGGCCAGCAUCCAUGUUCUUGGAUUGAGUUACUGUUUAGAAUACAUGUACAGGAUGUGAGCAAGUUUAUUUGGUCUAAAUAACUUGGUCCUAUUUCUUCUUAGUAUUAUUAGUCAUGA
Molecule: messenger RNA, 3813 nt
Organism: Archocentrus centrarchus (flier cichlid)
Lineage: Eukaryota; Metazoa; Chordata; Actinopteri; Cichliformes; Cichlidae
Gene: tbcela
Product: tubulin folding cofactor E-like a
Exons: 9
Coding region: 68-1372 (434 amino acids)
Biological process (GO): mRNA splicing, via spliceosome
Molecular function (GO): U2 snRNA binding; protein binding
Source: RefSeq, a predicted model, not a curated record